This is a messenger RNA of Daphnia magna, 4104 nucleotides long. RefSeq names its product bone morphogenetic protein 2. The transcript is spliced from 4 exons. The record is from RefSeq and is a predicted model, not a curated record. NCBI's taxonomy places the organism in Eukaryota, Metazoa, Arthropoda, Branchiopoda, Diplostraca, Daphniidae. Gene Ontology annotation, molecular function: cytokine activity; growth factor activity. Bases 1211 to 2593 code for a protein of 460 amino acids. Gene Ontology annotation, biological process: SMAD protein signal transduction; BMP signaling pathway. Gene Ontology annotation, cellular component: extracellular region.
AAAAGGUAGGAGGAGUGAGUGAGAUAGAGAGAAAAGAGAGACGAAGAGCCCCCAAAACGAAGAAAAGAAAAAAGAAAAGAAGAAGCAAGAAGAAGAAGAAGAAGAAGAAGAAAAGAGAGAAAGAGAAAGAGAAGAAACAAAAAACACCAGAAAAAAGUCCGUUUUAAACCACUCUUGCCGGUCUCCAACAUUUUCAGUUGCCGCUCUCCCUUCAGGUACGGCGCAGGUGUGUGCUACAUAAUCCACGCAAUUCUUCAUUUUUUUUUUUUCUCUCGCUAUCUACUCUUCACCUGCCAAACAAAACACACACAACAACAACAACAACAACAAAAAAAGAAGAAGAAAAAGAAAGAAAAAAAACCCAAAACAAAAGACAAAACUGACGUGGGGAGAAGAGAAUCGAUUAAAGAAACUCUCGUUUUCCGACCGAGUUCUGCAAGUUUGUCGUGUGUUUCGAUUUUUGACGAUUUUUUUUGGGGGGAGUUUGGUUUGGUUCGACGUCUUGACCACCAACUUGUGUCCCCUCACACUUGGUCGAAAGAGUUUGCUUGUUUCGCUGGACGCCAACUUUGUGCCCGAGUUCGAGAAAAACAAAAGUUUCCGAGACCCACUUGAUUUUGUUUCCAUUUUCAUCUUUGAGCACAUUUAUUUUCAAUCGAAUUUCAUUCACGACGUCCGUUUUCAAAAUUAGAAAACGGGGAAGAAGAAAAAAAAAAAGUGUUUUCCGGACUCGUUUUUCUCGUUGCCAAGUGAUUUUUAUUUUUUGAAAUUGUGUGAGUUUGAGGCAACAACAAAAACAAAAAAAGUCCCAAAAAAGUUCGAACGGAUUUUGUUUUUGUUUGUUUUUUCUGCCUAGUGUUUUCUGUGAAAGUUUAAACCAUACAAACAAAAAAAACCGUCGGCUAUCCGUUUAUCGUGUUGUGCGUCAUCCAGUUUUGGAAAAUUCGAGUUUUGAAACCCAAAACAAAAACAAAAAACUGAUCACAUUUUCGGUGCACAAUUCAUCAGAAAGUUCCGUGUCGACAAACGUCAUCCACCAAGUGACCCUGCACUUAUUUUUUUUUUUGUUUCUUCUUCUUCUUGUUCGCCUUCUCCUCCUCCUUUCAAAGAUAAAAACAAGAUAAAUCAAAAAAAGAGGGGGUGGGGUGGGCCGGUCGUGGACACAAAAACAUGCUAGACGACGGAAUAUGACCAAGGAUCAUAACCGACCAUGCGACGCCUGUCGGCCGGCGGAGUGCCUUUGCUACUCAUGUUCUACUUCUUGAGCGCGGUGUUAUGCUCCUCGUCGACCACAUCAUCUUCUAGUUUUAGCAGAAAUUCGAAAACGACGUCGAAUCGUCCAGCCACGUCAAUGACCGGUGAUUUGGGCGAACGGGCGGAAGCGUUAGAAGGAAGUCUUUUAAAUAUGUUUGGAUUGAAGCGGAGGCCGAGGCCGGGCGUCGAGACGCGACAGCGGAUCGUCGUGCCCGAAUUCCUGGCCGAAUUGUACCGACAACAGACCGGCCUCGAGGUGGACACCACCAAUUUAAACCUGGCCGGCAAACUGACCCAGACGGCCAACACAGUGCGCACUUUUUCCCAUCAAGAUUCAGAUUCAGAUGACGAUGAAACGGCGGAUAAUUCCGUCCUUUUGCGAUUCGACUUGACCAGCUUACCGGCCGAAGAGGACAUCAAAGCCGGCGAACUGAGGCUGUACCGUUCGGCGGAGGGUUUGAUGGCGUGGGAGGCGGAGCAGAGCCGUCGGAUGCGAUCGGACAACCCAUUGGCCAAUAACGGGACGUCUUCGUCUGCGCCAGGGAGCGACCCCGUGCAGAUUGCGCCGCAAGAGAAGCGCAAGGAGAACAGGUGGCGGCGGAAGCAGCAGGUGCUGAUCCACGAGAUCGUGCGGCCGGCGCGCAACGGCGGCGAGCCCAUCCAUCGGCUGCUCGACAGCCGCAUGGUGGACGUGCGCGACGAAGGCUGGAUCACAUUCGACGUGCUGCCGGCUUUGCUGCGCUGGCGGCAGCAGCCCAAACGCAACUACGGCCUCUGGCUGGAGACGAAGCGGGUGAACGAAGAGGCGCUGUCCGACAUCGAGCACUUGCACCUGCGCAAGCGGCGCAGGAGGAGGCGAUCGGCCGUGGCACCGCAAGAGCAAGAGCAAGAGCAAGAGGACGAUCAGCUGGAUCUCCGGUGGGCUAGUCAGCGGCCGCUUUUAGUGACGUACUCUGACGACGGAAGGUCGCGCGCGCGCAGCAAACGCGCCGCCGAGAAGAAGCACAAGCGGAAGGGCCGGCGCGACAAUUGCCGCAGGCAGUCGCUCUACGUCGACUUCAACGACGUCGGCUGGAACGACUGGAUCGUGGCGCCGCCCGGCUACCACGCCUACUACUGCCACGGCGACUGCCCGUUCCCGUUGCCCGACCACCUGAACACGACCAACCACGCCAUCGUGCAGACGCUGGUGCACUCGGUCAAUCCGAGCGCCGUGCCGCGCGCCUGCUGCGUCCCCACCGAGCUCUCCUCCAUCUCGAUGCUCUACAUCGACGAGUACGACAAGGUCGUGCUCAAAAACUACCACGACAUGGUCGUCGAGGCUUGCGGAUGCCGUUGAACUCGCGUCCGGCCCGCCCGCAAUCAAGGCAACACGGCGCCACCUGCGGGUGCUCCAUUUACUUUCGCCAGUGCCCGGCGGCUAAAUUGUUGUUUGUCCUCGCCUGGGCUGAAAACAAGCCCAAACAUAUAAGAGGAACAUCAAUUGAAAAAAAAAACACCACGAAAAAGAACGAACACAACAAUUUUUUUAGCAAAACGAAUUAAAAAAAAAAAAAAAAAAAACAAAAAAACAAAAAUUAUUCAAAGAAAGAAAAGAAAAACGGAUGGAGAAUCAUCUUCCGGUUUUAUUAUCGCUCCGUCCCUCCCCUGCGUUCCGGCAACACUUAGUCAUCGUCGUGAUUUUUAUCCUCACUCCUCCUUCUCUAUUCUAAUUUCUUUUUAAGAAAAAUUAAACAAAAAAAAACAAAAACAAAAAAAAGGCAGUCACACACGCACAUGUAGAAGAAAAGAAAAUGGAUGCAAAUUCGGAAGUAAAAAAAAAUAAAAAUAAAAAUAAAUAAGGGUGGGGAACACACAGACACACACAAAAUCUGUGUGCGGAGAAAGACUGAAACUUCCGCUUUAGAAAAAAAAAAAUUGCAAUUUCCGGAUGAAUCCAUUUUUUUUUCCUUCCGCCUCUUGUUGCGUGUCUUUCAAAUGAACUUCCACAUAAUUUAAAAAACAAAACAAAAAAAAAACCAAAAAAAAAUCCAAAAUUUCGUUUUAAUUUCCCUUCCCCCCUUUUUUUUAAAAUCCUCCCGACAACUUACUUACCUACCUACUACUUCUAUUAUAUUUAUAUAUACAUAUAUCCCCCCUCCCCUGCCCCCCAUAUUUUCCCCCUGUUUUGUGCGUGUGUGUGCGUUCGUGUUUUAUUUUGUUGGUUUCUUCUUGUUUCUCCCAAAUACGUGUGGUUACCCCAUUUUUGAAAAUUGUCACAACAUUGUGUGAGUGUGUGUGUGUGUGUGUGUUUUGUAUUUUUUUUGUUUUUUGUUUUUUUUUCCGCACCGCUAUCCGGAUGCGGAACAAGGAGGAUGUAAACAAAACAAAAAGAGGGAGGACUUGCAACAAAAUUUAGAGGGAACUUGCGCGCUUAUUAUUACGGGAACGGCCAUUCACCGUCAUCGUUUUUCUUUUGUUUUUUUUUGGUUUUUUUUUCGUUGUGUGUCUUGAUUAUGUCCAAUAUGUAACAUGUGUGUGUGUGUUUCUUCCCCGUGCGUUCGGCUUGUAUUUAAAAGAAACCUGUAUCGCAGGUGUGUGUUGUUGUUGUUGUUGUUGUUGAAACGACAAGCCCCUCGUAAGAGUUGAAGAGCAAACAAAACCCAGCGAUUAGACGAUGACCGAAAGGAAGGGGGGGGGGAUGAAAUGAUGCGGUUCAAAUCACGAAUUUUGUGUGUGUAUGUGUGUGUGUGUGUGUUUAACGUCUGCCCUGAUGAUGAUGAUGCCUCUAAAUAUUGUAGAUGAUGCAACACUGCAUUUUGUACAAAAGACUAUUCCACUACUGCUGAUAUACUACAAACUACAAACAGA